AUGCAGUCGGGAAAUAUGAAUUUCUCUUUGUCGUACCAAGAAGUAUACUGCUUUAUUGGUAUCCUUAUUUUGUCUGGUUAUGCUCCGUUGCCGCGAUGCCGCAUGUACUGGGAGAGCAUUGAAGAUACCCGUAACAUUCUUGUCGUAAAAAGUAUGCGCCGCAAUCGAUUUGAAGAGAUAUCGCGUUAUUUCCAUGUGGCCGAUAAUAUUGCACUGCCUGAAAAUGAUAAGAUGGCAAAAGUACGCCCGCUGAUUGAUAUGCUAAAUGCUAAAUUUCUACAGUAUACUCCUAUCGAAAAGCAAAUAAGCAUCGAUGAAUCCAUGGUUCCGUAUUACGACAGGCAUGGUUGCAAACAGCACAUCAAAGGGAAGCCAAUAAGGUUAGGGUUCAAAUGCGGAUUGAUGCCACGAGAUUGGGCUACUGCCUAUAUGCCGAUCCCAAUCAAGGGUGGGCUGAACGUGCAGAAACAAGAUUAG
This is a messenger RNA of Arctia plantaginis, 477 nucleotides long. NCBI's taxonomy places the organism in Eukaryota, Metazoa, Arthropoda, Insecta, Lepidoptera, Erebidae. The record is from the annotation of a GenBank genome assembly.